Esox lucius (northern pike) is the source of this 3343-nucleotide messenger RNA. It is a transcript of the gene galnt16, whose product is annotated as UDP-N-acetyl-alpha-D-galactosamine:polypeptide N-acetylgalactosaminyltransferase 16. The transcript is spliced from 15 exons. Gene Ontology annotation, cellular component: Golgi apparatus. Lineage: Eukaryota; Metazoa; Chordata; Actinopteri; Esociformes; Esocidae. The record is from RefSeq and is a predicted model, not a curated record. The coding region runs from base 517 to 2232 and encodes 571 amino acids.
CCGCAUUUAGUUUAGCCUGACUUGGGUUGCUUAUUGGACUGAGUUAAAGAUGGUUAAAAAGGCUAUUAGAACCACGAUAGACAGCUCAUCCAGUCAUCUGUAUUCAUUAAGUCUUGUCUUUGCUGAUUAAGCAAACGGAACGGAGAGUGUUAUUUUAACGGAAACCAAAUGUCAGAAAGGCUGUGAGUAAUGCAGCCAGACACAUUGAGCUGAGCCUCUGAGCUAUAAGUGACGACACCUCGGAGAGGAACCGUACUGCGCUAGGACCGCACGUCGGUGUAAGUGCGCAAAUCCCAGCCCAGCAGACACCGAGGGACCACUCGCUCGCUCCAUCAUAGCUCCAGAGAGGCGGUUUGCUGCGGUGCGGUGAGCAAUCACCGGGGAAGCACCUUCUGCAGCGCACACCUCUCACCCCGCUCCAGCUCUGGUUUUCGCUGAACCUGAAACGGAACCUGAAACGGAGACUAUCCACCUGGGCUCAUCUCCGGAGGACGGAGCCCUCCUUAUGGGCUCACAAUGCGCAGGAUACGGGCCAACGCCAUCGCUAUUUUGACCGUAGCGUGGAUCCUGGGAACAUUCUAUUACCUGUGGCAGGACAAUAAGCCGCACACUUCAUCCCCGUCCUCCGCUUCGCAGCCUCGAGCAGGUGGCAGCAGGAGCCAUGCCGCCGGCGGGCGACUGGACAUUCACCGAGAUGACAGGACCAUUCCGCUGAUCGUGACCCAGUCUCCACGGGCGGAGCAGCAACAGCAGCAGGGUCGGCUGAUUGGUAGCUUUGAUGAGAAGGCGUACCUGUUGGAGAAACAGCUGAAGACGGGCGAUGACCCGUACAGGGACCACGCCUUUAAUCUGGCCGAGAGCGACCGUCUGGGCUCUGAGCGGGCCAUCCGAGACACACGCCAUUACAGGUGUGCCUCAGUGAAUUAUGAUGCUAACCUGCCUCCUACAAGCAUCAUCAUUACCUUUCACAAUGAGGCUCGCUCCACUCUGUUACGCACCAUCAAAAGUGUCCUGAUGCGUAGCCCUCCUUCCUUGAUCCAAGAGAUCAUCCUGAUAGAUGACUUCAGUACCGAUCCUGAGGACUGCCAGCUGCUCUCUCAGAUCCCCAAAGUUCACUGUCUGAGGAACGGACGCAGAGAGGGUCUCAUCCGUUCUCGGGUCCGAGGGGCGGGCGCGGCCUCCGCCUCCAUCCUGACCUUCCUGGACAGCCACUGUGAAGUUAACACUGACUGGCUCCAGCCCAUGAUACAGAGAGUCAAAGAGGACCACACCCGGGUGGUCAGCCCCAUCAUUGAUGUCAUCAGUCUGGAUAACUUUGCCUACCUGGCAGCUUCAGCGGACCUCCGUGGAGGGUUUGACUGGAGCCUGCACUUUAAAUGGGAGCAGAUUCCUAUUGAACAGAAGAUGUCCAGGAGUGACCCGACACUCCCCAUUAGAACCCCAGUGAUAGCUGGAGGGAUCUUUGUGAUGGACAAGAGUUGGUUCAAUCACCUGGGCCAGUACGACACACACAUGGACAUCUGGGGUGGAGAGAACUUUGAGCUGUCCUUCAGGGUGUGGAUGUGUGGAGGCAGCCUGGAGAUCCUACCCUGCAGUCGGGUGGGACACGUCUUCAGGAAGCGCCACCCCUACGACUUCCCAGAAGGCAACGCCCUCACAUACAUCAAGAAUACCCGUCGAGCAGCAGAGGUGUGGAUGGACGAGUAUAAACAGUACUACUACUCUGCUCGGCCGUCAGCACAGGGCAAGGCCUUUGGCAGCAUCGCAGACCGUCUGACUCUACGACGCAAGCUGAACUGCAAGUCCUUCCGGUGGUACCUGGAGAACGUCUACCCUGAACUCAGGAUCCCAGAGCAGGAUGCGUUGUCCAGUGUGUUGAGACAGGGAGGGCUGUGUCUGGAGAGUCAUGGUUCCGACAGCCUGAGUCUGUCAGAGUGUAGAGGUGCUGGUGCCAUGAGGCCACAGUCACAGAAAUGGGAGCUGAUGGAACCACUUCUACGCCAGCAGGACCUGUGUCUCGCCAUCACCGCUUUCACUGCUGGGUCAAAGGUCAGAAUGGAGCCAUGCAGCAUGAAGGAGCCCCGUCAGAAGUGGAAGCCUAAGGGUCCAGCCCUGCAGCACAUGGUCAGUGGCCUGUGUCUGGACAGUCAACCUCCGGACGGCCCCCUGGCCAUCGCUCAGUGUCGCCCCCAACUGGCCAGCCAGGCCUGGGAGCCCCAACUCAUCACCUGAUCACCCAAACCUAGGAGGCAGCGGGGAGUGGAGAGAAGGGGGAGAGGAGAGGAGGAGGGGCGGGCUGGGAGCAGGAGAUGGAUGGGUGUGUGGGUGGGUAGAAUGGGGGAGAAAGAGAAGGAGGAGGAGGAGUGAUGUGGGGAGGGGGACUGUGAUGACCAGAGAGAUGCAUAGUCAUAUUCUGUGACCCGAGGAUGUCAUGAUGUCUGUCUGUUUGCAUGUCUGUUUGUCUCCACACUCCCCUCCUUCUCCCUGGAACGCGGAGAAAUGUGACAAAGAACUAUGCUUAAAACUAUGUUCACCGGAUGAUUCAGUCCUGAGUGUCAGACUGACGUGAGCCACUCCAACAACACCAAGAUGAAAGGCCGGGCGGCACCAUCCCACCUGGGGGGAACACCAGGCUUUUACCGCUAAGGUCCUCAUCUAUACACAGUCAGAGGUGUGGGAUUAGUGCUGAUCUAGGACCAGUGUUGGCCGUAAAAUCUUAAUGAGUAAUUACACGAAGAGACCUGAUCCUAGAUCAGCACUCCUGCUAAUUCAUUUGACGGAUACAGAGGUCAAAUGCUGUACCUGUACAGUCCUUUGUCCGCCGCGUAUAAGAGGUCGUUGUUUCUCCUGCAGUAGGCUGUCCAAGCCUCUCACCAAUCGUAACUCUUCUUGCACAUCUCGCAUUUUAUUUUCCAUCAACAAAACCUGGAUAACUAAAUAUCAAAUUAGGGAUGAUGAUUAUAGCCCCCCUGCCCAGAAGGUAAUGUAUUGUAGAAUACGCACCUGAAUGCACUUACAGUACAGUUAACUGAUUCCAAGUCCGAUCUGUCUGGCUGUUGUCUGGCCAGGGUUUGUGACAGAAGCAGACCGUAGACCAUGGACUCCCCCAGUUCACUGAUAUGACUGAGCAGAGUACCUAGAUUUGACUGAAUAGCUGUUUUAAAAGUGCCAUGCAAAGCAUUUUCAGGAACAUUAUUUAUUGUUUUGCAUGGUCAAGCCCAAAGAAGGUGGUGUUAUUCUUUGUGAUUUUAUGUAAAUAUUGUAAGCUAAAGUUAGCUUGGAUUUUGUGUAAAGUUAUAUAGUACCCUAUAUGUUGUUCCAGAAAUAAACUAUGUUAACACUA